UACGCACUUCUUCUGGCGCCAGCUGAGGCAGCCAUAAAGCGGUGCCAUGGAUAUCCUGGACGUCCUCGGAGGGUUCGGCACUUACCAUGCCCUCAUGGUAUUUCUGGUUGUUCUGCGUGCCUUCCCUACGGCUUGGACCAACAUGAUGACGCCAAUCAUAGCGCCCGACAUGGACCACUGGUGCGCACGCCCCGAGGACGUACCUGUGUCUGUGGCCAACAUGAGCAGCGACGAGUGGAAGUCGUGGGCAGUACCCCGGGUGGACCAAGGCUUCGAUCGGUGCCACAUGUACCGGGUGUACGAGGCCUCCAAUGGUUCCUGGGCGGUGGACAGGAACCAGACACUCCGCUGCGACCGAUGGGAGUACGACACCUCUGUUUACGAGAGCACCAUCGUAAAUGAGUGGGACCUGGUGUGCGGCCGCGGUUACCACCGGUCGGUCACGCAGAGCGUGGUUAUGGCGGGCGCCCUCGUCGGCGUGCUGCUUUUCGGCGAAAUGUCCGACCGCCUGGGCCGCCGGCCGACGUUCUUCACGUGUGUGCUGAUCAUCACGACGUUCGGGUCGCUGUCGUCGCUCGCGCCCGCUAUCGGCUGGUACAACGCGGGCCGCUUCGUCGUCUCCAUGGGCGUCGCCGGGUGCCAGGCCACCACCGUCUCUCUUCUGAUGGAGAUCAUGCCCCCGCAGUACCGGAUGAUGAUGAACGUGGGCUUCGGCAUUGGCUACACGAUUCCGCUGCUGCUGCUGCCGCUGUUGGCGUACCACAUCCGCGACUGGAGUUACCUACAGUUGACCACGGGCCUGUCGGGGCUCCUGAUGAUGCCUUUCUGGUUCUAUCUGCAAGAGUCUCCACGCUGGCUGCUUACGAAGGAUCGCAUCGAGAGCGCCGAGCGGUCUCUGGUUCGCAUCUUAAGGAUCAAUCGACGGCCCGUGCCUGACAUGGACCAGAUCAUGAGUGACCUCGCUCUCUUCGCAAAAUCGGAGUCAACAAAGAACGCGACAUUUCACUUCGUGGAUUUCUUCAGAACGCCGAAAAUGCGAAGAAAUACUUUGGUUCUGUUCGCGAUUUGGUUCAUGGGCUCGUUCGUGUACUACAACCUGGUGCUCUCCUCGACCAGCGCACCUGGCAACCCGUACAUGAACUACGCUAUUUCGUCGGCCGGCGAGAUCCCGGCCGCACUGCUGGGGCUGUGGAUAGCUCGACGAUGGAGUCGGCGCCGUUCUCAGGCAUUCUUCCUGCUGCUCGCAGCGUUCGCCCUGGCACCAUUGCCCUUCUUGCCUAAAGACAGUCCUAGCUGGGUAAAGAUCGGCUCCAACGUGCUGGUGCGGUUCCUGGUGCUGAACGCGGGCUUCAUCAAGUGGAUCAUGGCGCUCGAGGUGUUCCCCACGUCAGCCCGCAGCUUCGGCUUCGCCUGCGUGCUCACCUGCUCACGCUGCGGUGCCAUGGUGGCGCCUUUCCUCCGGGACCUGGCUGAAGUCACAGAUCCGGCCGUUCAGUUCGUGUUCCCGGCGCUGUUUCUGCUGAUCUCGGCUGGAAUCAGUCUCCUCUUGCCUGAAACACUGAACAAGCCACUGCCUGACACCUUCCACGAGGCAGAGAGCCUAGACAGAAAGAAAUUACCCAAGACACCAAAGCCGCUGGUGGAGUACAAGCUGACAAGUACCGCUGCGUGAACACUGCGAAAGGCGCUGUGCCAACGUCCGCUCUACGAGGCAUCAUUGUGCGCGGUGACGAUUAUGUGUCACAUUGUCACCACAACAGGUUGUGGCAGUGCAGAGUGGAAAAUAAAGUAUAUCCGCGUUGCGCAA
Molecule: messenger RNA, 1807 nt
Organism: Dermacentor silvarum
Lineage: Eukaryota; Metazoa; Arthropoda; Arachnida; Ixodida; Ixodidae
Product: organic cation transporter protein-like
Exons: 11
Coding region: 47-1672 (541 amino acids)
Biological process (GO): transmembrane transport
Cellular component (GO): membrane
Molecular function (GO): transmembrane transporter activity
Source: RefSeq, a predicted model, not a curated record